GCGAUAAAGGGGACGUGACUAAUCUUAAGCUUUAAAAAUAUCGAUAGUAAAUGACAAAAUAUGAUAUACAGAACUGGCUUCUGUUUAUAGGUUCUCGUGUUGUGCUGUGGGUGAGACAAAGCCGGACCAGACCUGAGACCUAGCUAUGGCUAUAGAGGCAUGGUUCAUGGACGACAGCAAUGAAGAUCCCUGGCUCCCUCACCGUCACAACCCCAUCGAGCUUCUUCCAAUGGACCAAUUGGCAGAGUUGGGAGUGCUGUACUGGCACCUGAACCCCAAGGAUUACGAGAACGAUGAAGAGCUACGCCAUAUUAGAGAAACCAGAGGUUAUAAUUACAUGGAUUUGAUUGAUAUAAGCCCUGAAAAGUUGGAGAAUUAUGAAGAGAAGCUGAAGAACUUCUACACAGAACACAUACAUGGCGAUGAAGAAGUCCGGUAUUGUUUGCAAGGAAGUGGUUACUUUGAUGUUAGGGACAAGGAGGACCGUUGGAUUAGGAUCUGGAUGAAGGCUGGUGAUCUUAUUAUCUUACCAGCUGGGAUUUACCAUAGGUUCACCUUGGACACCUCCAACUACAUUAAAUUGAUGAGGUUGUUCAUUGGGGAGCCUGUUUGGACUGCAUAUAAUCGGCCACAGGAAGAACAUCCAGCAAGGAAGGACUACAUUAAGAGUUUGAAUGAAAAAGUGGGACUCCCAUUGGAAGGUCAUUAGAGGGACAUUCUUUCAUAAUUAGCAUUACAUUUUCAGCUUGUAUUUAAAUAAGAAAUGAGUCCAUAUGUUUUAUCUACUUAUAUAAGUUGUAAUAUACGAACCUUUAUCAAAAUGUAUUUGGUCGGUUUUUGUAA
Messenger RNA from Humulus lupulus (European hop), 843 nucleotides. Its product is annotated as acireductone dioxygenase 1-like. The transcript is spliced from 5 exons. NCBI's taxonomy places the organism in Eukaryota, Viridiplantae, Streptophyta, Magnoliopsida, Rosales, Cannabaceae. The record is from RefSeq and is a predicted model, not a curated record. Bases 146 to 709 code for a protein of 187 amino acids. Gene Ontology annotation, molecular function: acireductone dioxygenase [iron(II)-requiring] activity.